Molecule: messenger RNA, 1342 nt
Organism: Thamnophis sirtalis
Lineage: Eukaryota; Metazoa; Chordata; Lepidosauria; Squamata; Natricidae
Source: RefSeq, a predicted model, not a curated record
UGCCUACCAUUUUCUCCACAUUGAUGAAAACCAAAAAAGAUGUAAGAGAAAAGGUCAGCUCCUUGUUAAAUAUAUGCAUGGAUACUACACUUCACUUUAAAUGUUGCUGAAAUUUGUUGCCUCUGCUGGACAAUUAAGUUAAUAAGAAGAACUCUUAAAAAGAUCGAAGAAGAAUUGCCUGUUAAUUUAUUUUCCAAAAACUACUUUUUUUUCUACUUGAAAGUUUUUCCUCUGAAAAAUAUAAUUGCCACCCUGGCUAAUCCUAAAUCAGAAUGGCUCUAUGCCUUAAACAAGUUUUUAACAAAGACAAAACAUUUCGCCCUCGUAAGAGAUUUGAGCUGGGCACACAGCGGUUUGAGCUGUACAAGAAAGCCCAGGCUUCCCUCAAAUCAGGACUAGACUUAAAGACAGUGGUCCAGUUGCCCCCAGGGGAGAACAUCAAUGACUGGAUUGCAGUGCACCUCGUGGACUUCUUCAACAGGAUAAACCUCAUUUAUGGGACCAUAUCUGAGUUUUGCACCGAGAAGAGCUGCCCCAUUAUGUCUGGUGGUCUGAAGUAUGAAUACCGAUGGCAGGAUGAUUAUCGAUUCAAGAGACCUACCAAGCUUUCAGCACCCCAUUACAUGUGCAUGCUGAUGGACUGGAUUGAGACACUAAUUAAUAAUGAAAACAUAUUUCCUACUAGAAUAGGUGUUCCUUUCCCCAAGAAUUUCCAGCAGGUCUGCACAAAGAUCCUAACACGCCUAUUCAGGGUUUUCGUUCAUGUUUAUAUCCACCACUUUGACAGCAUCAUCAGUAUUGGUGCUGAAGCUCAUGUCAACACUUGCUACAAGCACUUUUACUACUUCAUCAAUGAAUUCAGUUUGGUUGAUCAAAGAGAAUUAGAACCACUGAAGGAAAUGACGGAAAGGAUUUGCCAUUAAAGAUAAUUCAGACAAUUUUGCAAGAACAACAUUUAUAUGGACAAAGUGUUCUGAUGAUGCUCCAAUGGACAACUCUCUAAGAAUCUGAGGAACUUUCAGUCUUGGAGUAAGCUUCCAAUGCAAUUUAAAUUAAUUUCUGUGGACUUCAGUAAUUUUAUUUCCCUUUCUUUCACUCUGGCCUUGUGAUUCUUGCUACCUUUAUUGUUCUAUUUUGCAUUCAUCCUCCGGAAGCUGCAGGUAGCCCACCUACAGUGGCUGGAAAAUGAGGAAAAUAUUCAAAGUGGAAGAAUGUCACCAUCCUGCAUUGCCUGUCAAAGAACAAAAUAUUUUUCUGAAAUACUAUCUUGUACUUCAAGGAAGCAUGGAUUAUCCUUCAAAAAUGUGACUAAAUCUUUCUAAUAAAUAACUAAAAGUUUAAU